GAGCAUGCUAAUCUAAUAACUACACUGAAAAAUAAAUCCUGUUGUUUUUACAGUAACUUACCUUACAGUUACCUGUAAGUUACUGUAAAAAAAGGUACAGUAUGUUACCGUACAUUCCUAAGAAUCUUUGGUUUAACAGUACAUUACUGUAAAAURUUCAUAGGCUUUAUUUGUACAUUCACAAAUAAUGCUUGCACGGUUGUUUCAUUACUUUUACACACCUCUUCCUCAAAGGUUGACUCUCAUUCUAUCUUGUCCGAUGGAUCUGAAGAACUUUCCCAUGGACAUGCAGAUCUGUACCAUGCAACUGGAGAGCUUUGGCUACACCAUGAAUGAUUUGAUCUUUGAGUGGGAGAGCAAGGACAAAAAUCCUGUACAGGUGGCCGCUGGGCUGACCCUUCCUCAGUUCAUCAUGAGAGAUGAGAAGGAGCUUGGCUACUGUACCAAAAGCUACAACACCGGUAAAUUCACCUGCAUUGAGGUGAAGUUCCACUUGGAGAGACAGAUGGGUUACUACCUGAUCCAGAUGUACAUCCCCAGCCUCCUCAUUGUCAUCCUCUCCUGGGUCUCCUUCUGGAUCAACAUGGACGCCGCGCCCGCCAGGGUAGCGCUGGGCAUCACCACCGUGCUCACCAUGACAACCCAGAGCUCCGGCUCCAGAGCCUCCCUUCCCAAGGUGUCCUAUGUGAAGGCCAUUGAUAUCUGGAUGGCCGUGUGUCUCCUGUUUGUAUUCGCUGCCCUACUGGAAUAUGCUGGGGUUAACUUUGUUUCCAGGCAACAGAAGGAUUUACUUCGCUUGAGGCGAAGACAGAGGCGGACUCACAAGGAUGAUGACAUGAGGGAUGGCCGCUUCAAUUUCUCUGGUUACGGCAUGACUCAGUGUCUGAAGGAUGGGUCGGCUGUUAAAAACGCUGUCCCAAACCCCGGCCCAGCACCACCAACCCCUAAAGAGAAAGAGGUGAUAAGGAAAAGGUUUGUGGACAGGGCCAAGAGGAUUGACACUGUGUCCCGAGCAGCCUUCCCUAUGGCCUUCCUCCUCUUCAACAUCUUCUACUGGAUAACAUACAAGGUCAUCAGGCAUGAGGACAUUGGCAUGCAGUCAGGGUAGUCACUCUGCCCGGCAGGAUUUACCUAUGGAACUCAUCUCUCUCUCACUCUAAUUUUACUGAAUGAGAAAUGAUUGGACAGCACAGUGAGACUACUUUAUGUUGUGGGACUGUACAUGGAGCAGAGGCACAGUGAAGCUGGGGGUGGUGGUGUUCUUUCAGGGAUAAUUGAUAGGUGUUCAAGCAAAAUCGAAUAGACUAAUGCACAUGUUUUAGAUAAACAAGUGAACAAUUGGUGAGGCACAGAUAUAUUCCUAUGUGUUAAUGCAUCCUGGAGAUUCUACUGGGUUUUUACUCAAGGCACAGAGCAAUGAUGUAAAAAGGUGGACCAAAUUUUAUGAGACAAUACUGCCUUUGCAUUUGUGCAACCUUGCAAUGGAGCAACAUUCCAUGCAUUUGUAUGUGGAGUAGACUGGGCUUUAGGGUUAGACUUUUGUGUGGUUUUCAUAUAAAGGUUGAUUUAGAGCAGUUUUAUACAAUUAUACUGCAGUUCCUCACUGUUUCUACAAGCAGCAGUUCUAUUUAUUAGGCAACGAGCACAAUGUAUACACACACACGUUUUACUAUCCUUGUGGGGACCAAACAAUUGAUUCCCAUUCAAAAUCCUAUUUUCUUUAUCCCUUAACCCUAAACCUAACUCUGACCUUAACCCUAACCCCAAGUCUAAGACUAAAAAAGGCUUUUUCCUUGUUGGGACUGACAAAAUGUUGAAUUUUCCUUGUUUUACUAUCCUUGUGAGGAGUUCUGGUC
This is a messenger RNA of Salvelinus sp. IW2-2015, 1856 nucleotides long. RefSeq names its product glycine receptor subunit alpha-2-like. Gene Ontology annotation, cellular component: synapse; neuron projection; plasma membrane. Lineage: Eukaryota; Metazoa; Chordata; Actinopteri; Salmoniformes; Salmonidae. Gene Ontology annotation, biological process: chemical synaptic transmission; chloride transmembrane transport; nervous system process. The record is from RefSeq and is a predicted model, not a curated record. Gene Ontology annotation, molecular function: chloride channel activity; excitatory extracellular ligand-gated monoatomic ion channel activity; transmitter-gated monoatomic ion channel activity involved in regulation of postsynaptic membrane potential.